Andrographis paniculata is the source of this 1590-nucleotide messenger RNA. RefSeq names its product probable serine/threonine-protein kinase PBL15. NCBI's taxonomy places the organism in Eukaryota, Viridiplantae, Streptophyta, Magnoliopsida, Lamiales, Acanthaceae. The record is from RefSeq and is a predicted model, not a curated record. Bases 168 to 1457 code for a protein of 429 amino acids. The transcript is spliced from 5 exons. Gene Ontology annotation, biological process: protein phosphorylation. Gene Ontology annotation, molecular function: protein kinase activity; ATP binding.
CACACAGAGACACAUAGCAACAAAAUUAGUCCUAAACAGAUUAAUUAAAAGAUUAAUCAUUUAGAUUAAUAGCUAAUUAAAGCAAGCCCUCAAAUGUUAGAUAUAUGAGCACACACCCUCCUCAGAUUCUCACACCAUAACCCCCUCUCUCUCAACUUCACACUCCAAUGAAAGAUCCUAAGAUCAAGAAACACCACCACCAGCAGCCAUGGCGGCCGAUAACAGCAAGCUACUGCUGCUCAUCAGAAGAUCGAGUGAUAUUCAAGAGCCUGAGCAGCUGCAGGCCCUCAAAGUCAGAGCUGUCCAAGAACAUAGGGGUGCCAAUGCCAUCAUUCAGGAAGAUGUCCUUCUCGGACGUGAGCCUGAAUGGAUCCUCCUCUGCGAGGAUCAAUGAGGAUCUUGCACAGUCCUUUGCAGGGGAGCUGUACAACUUUGAGCUUAGCGAGCUACGUGGGAUAACACAAAAUUUCUCCAGCAAUUUCUUGCUUGGGGAAGGAGGUUUUGGGAGGGUGCAUAAAGGGUAUGUGGAUGACAAGCUCAGGCCAGGGUUGAAGGCUCAGCCUGUUGCUGUUAAGCUUCUUGAUAUCGAAGGCCUCCAGGGCCACCGCGAAUGGCUUGCUGAAGUGAUCUUUUUAGGACAGCUAAGGCACCAAAAUCUGGUUAAGUUAAUAGGGUAUUGUUGUGAAGAUGAAGAGAGGGUUCUUGUCUAUGAGUUCAUGGCACGAGGUAGCUUGGAGAAUCAUUUGUUCAAGAGGAUGUCAAUUUCAUUGCCAUGGGGAACAAGACUGAAGAUUUCCAUAGGAGCAGCAAAGGGACUAGCUUUCUUGCACGGUGCUGAAAAACCAGUAAUCUACCGUGACUUCAAGACAUCUAACAUUUUGCUAGAUUCGGAUUUCAAUGCAAAACUAUCAGAUUUUGGAUUAGCAAAAAUGGGACCAGAAGGGUCAAAUACUCAUGUCACGACACGUGUGAUGGGAACUUAUGGCUAUGCUGCUCCUGAAUACAUCAGCACAGGUCACCUGACUACAAAAAGCGAUGUCUAUAGCUUUGGGGUGGUUCUGCUAGAACUCUUAACAGGCAGAAGAGCAGUGGACAAGACAAGGCCUAAAACUGAACAAAACCUAGUGGAUUGGGCGAGGCCAUAUUUGGGAAGCAGCCGAAGACUGCGCUGCAUAAUGGACCCAAGGCUAGCUGGACAGUAUUCAGUUAAGGGGGCCAAGGAAAUGGGUCUGCUGGCUCAGCAAUGUGUGAGCUUGAACCCAAAGGAUAGGCCAAAGAUGCCGAUCAUUAUUGAAACCCUUGAAAGCCUGCAAGGUUUAAGGGAUAUGGCCAUCACCUAUGGGCAGUGGCCAACUUCUGCUAAGACAGGCCAUAAUACUUUGGUUAAAGGAAGAAGGGAGGUCGGGUUUGGGUGUAAAAGUGCUGCAGUUGUUGCUGCCAGCCCAAGAAGCAAAUAAUUGUGUACUAUGAUGGUAUGCUAAGAGAAAGAUAUGUAUAAUUAAUUGUCAAUGUAGUUAACUAUGUGAAUAUGAAUGCAAAUGUUACAACAACAUAUAAAUAAUAUUGACCUUCUACAUAUCUCUGGCCUUC